CUCCCCGUGUGGAAAGGCGGCGUCUCUCCUGUGAAAAUGAAGGGAUCGGGAUCUCCGAGCGGGCGGCGGGAGAUGCUUUUAAGCCUGUCGGAGUUGAGCAUGGAGGGAGGUAAAACAGCUACCUGAACGCGAUAAAAAAGAACGAAAAAACCAAACCAAAAACCAAAUCAAAAAACCCAAACCCUCAACAACAAGUAGUUCUCUCCUGGCGGAGAGGCAGAGCGGCUGGGAGCUGGCGGCCGCCUCUCCUGGGAAGAGGUGCAUCCCGUUUCUCCGCUCGGGCAGAGGCAGAAGCUCGUCCCCCGCGACCGGCCGCCCCCCCGCCCAGUGACCGGUCCCCCCCCGGCUCCAUCCCCGCCGCCGCUUCCCGCGCCUUCCCAGUCAUGUCCGACCCGGAGCGAUGGGGAAGCUCGAGGACAACGAGAGGGUGAUCCUCAACGUGGGGGGCACGCGGCACGAGACCUACCGCAGCACUCUGAAGACCCUACCGGGGACCCGCCUGGCCCUGCUCGCCUGCGAGUCCCUGAGCGAGUCCCCGGGCGGCGAGGAGCCGCCGCCGCCGCCGCCGCCCCCCAACCCCGCUCCGCCGGUGGGCGGCUGCCCGGAGCCCGGCAGCGGCUGCAGCACCAGGGACAGCGCCGCCGCCAGCGAGUUCUUCUUCGACCGGCACCCGGGGGUCUUCGCCUAUGUGCUCAACUACUACCGCACGGGCAAACUGCACUGCCCCGCCGACGUGUGCGGGCCGCUCUUCGAGGAGGAGCUGGCCUUCUGGGGCAUCGACGAGACCGACGUGGAGCCCUGCUGCUGGAUGACCUACCGCCAGCACCGCGACGCCGAGGAGGCCCUCGACAUCUUCGAGGCGCCCGACCUGCUGACGGGCGAGCCGCCCCUCGAUGGCGACGACGAUGACCUGGCCGCCAAGAGGCUGGGCAUCGAGGACGUGGGGGCGACGGCCGAUGGCAAGGGUGGGCGCUGGAGGCGGCUGCAGCCCCGCGUCUGGGCGCUCUUUGAGGACCCCUACUCCUCGCGGGCAGCCAGGUUCAUCGCCUUUGCCUCUUUAUUCUUCAUCCUAGUUUCAAUCACAACUUUCUGCCUGGAAACACAUGAAGCUUUCAAUACUAUUAUAAACAAAACUGAGCAGGUCAUCAAUGGGACAGAAACUGUACUACAGUAUGAAAUUGAGACAGAUCCUGCCCUGACAUACGUGGAAGGAGUCUGUGUGGUAUGGUUUACAUUUGAAUUUUUAGUACGUGUUGUUUUUUCCCCCAACAAACUUGAAUUCAUCAAAAAUCUCCUGAAUAUCAUUGACUUUGUGGCCAUCCUGCCAUUUUAUCUAGAAGUGGGCCUGAGUGGGCUGUCCUCCAAAGCUGCUAAGGACGUGCUUGGUUUCCUCAGGGUGGUGAGGUUCGUGAGGAUCCUGCGAAUCUUCAAGCUCACUCGGCACUUUGUGGGCCUCAGGGUGUUGGGCCACACUCUGCGAGCGAGCACCAACGAAUUUCUGCUGCUGAUAAUAUUCCUGGCACUUGGUGUUUUGAUAUUUGCCACCAUGAUCUACUACGCAGAGCGGGUGGGAGCCCAGCCUAAUGACCCAUCAGCAAGUGAGCACACGCAGUUCAAAAAUAUCCCUAUCGGCUUCUGGUGGGCUGUAGUCACCAUGACCACACUGGGAUAUGGGGAUAUGUAUCCACGGACUUGGUCAGGCAUGCUGGUGGGAGCCCUGUGUGCGCUGGCGGGGGUGCUCACCAUAGCCAUGCCCGUGCCUGUGAUAGUUAACAAUUUUGGGAUGUACUACUCCCUGGCCAUGGCAAAGCAGAAACUGCCAAGGAAGCGGAAGAAGCACAUCCCUCCUGCUCCUCAAGCCAGCUCUCCCACCUUCUGCAAGACAGACUUGAACAUGGCAUGCAAUAGCACACAGGGUGAUAUCUGCCUGGGCAAGGACAACCAGCUGAUGGAGCACAACAGAUCAUCAGUGUUAUCAGGUGAAGACAGUGCAGGAAGUGAGCAGCCACUCUCACCUGGUGAAAGGCUCCCUCCCAUCAGACGCUCUAGUACCAGAGACAAAAACAGAAGAGGGGGAACAUGUUUCCUACUGACAACAAGUGAUUACACGUGUGCUACUGAUGGAGGGAUCAGGAAAGGCUAUGAAAAAUCUCGAAGCUUAAACAACAUAGCUGGCUUGACAGGCAAUGCUCUGCGACUGUCUCCAGUAACAUCACCUUACAGCUCACCUUGUCCUCUAAGGCGCUCUCGAUCUCCCAUUCCUUCCAUCUUAUAAACCAGAUGGCAUCAAUCGGCUAUAUAGUAUUAAAUCAAAUACUGUGUGCCACAUAUUGGAAAUAAAUGUAGCAUUAAAUAUAGGCUCCACAAAUAUGGUGUAACUCCUGCAUGAUAUAACUGGCAGUAGUAAGAAAUGCCACUUAGGUAGCUGAAGAUUUUUAUCUUGGCUUUUAAAGAUUACCUAAGGUUGCACUUCUCCUUUUAUCUACUAUAUUGUUCUAUUUUCCUGUGGCAAUAAAAGGACAGUUAGUGGAUUCUGUUGGCCAGUAUAUUCAAUAAAUAAAUACUUUCAGGGAGAUUUACUUAAAAUAAUGUGCUUCCAAAAAAUUAUUAGUCACUCCAUUGAACCUCCAUUUUUUGUGACUCUAAUCCAUUCUGAAGAUGUCUGGAAUCGUGUCUUCGUUGCACACAAUGUGACUUGGGUCUGCUCAUUUGCAUGGACCAUCCUGUCUCCAUCACCUGACAAGCAGUGUUGCUGAUCGCGGAGACCAAAGGGGGCUCUGGAUGUGUGUUCUUGCAUUGUACCAUCCUGCUGAAAUGAAAGCACUGAUAAACUGGUCUGCAUGUGGGAUUGUUUUCCUUUGUUUAACCUUUUCCUUUAUUUUUUUUAAUGAUCUACUUGUUUAUAAAUGGCUUUAUUUUCUGAUUAACUUUCUUCGGUACUGGAUUGCUGUAUCAGAGUUCUGAAUGUCUCCGGUUGUUUGCACACAGAUAACUGCAAAGAGGUUGUCAUUACUGGUUACACGCAAGCAGAAGCCAGAUCUCUUUCUUAAUGGCUUGGGGAAGGCACAAAACAUGCAAGAAAGGUAAACGCCAUCCAGACUUGCAAUUUUAAGCUAGCAAGUGCUGCUUGGUACUGUAGUCGUUUUUCUACUCCAGGGUUCUUCAACAUUUUCAGAGGCUGAGUACCAAGUAAAAUUGAGAUUAUUGGGGGCUCGUUUGUACCACUGUAAGAGAGUAGUAGUUCUCAAGUCGGGUUUUUGACCAGCCUUAUACCUCUGGCUCAUGAGCUUAAAAAAUUUCUUCAGUCAAUGUUUUUUGAGGUGCUUUGUCCUAUAUGUUGUUUGUCUGUCUGUUUUGCAACACGUCUACUGUAUUCUCCAUCCGUCUCCAUAAAGCACAGAGAUACUGUUAAAAAGCCCCCCUCUUUUAAGGGUAACUAAGGACAGUUUUCUCCUUUUCUCUUUUUUUUCAUAUGGACUAUGCUUAUCUGUAUAGAUACAAAUAUAUAUAUUUUUUUCAAGUGCAAGUUACUAUUGUCUAGACUAACUCAUGUGAGCACUCCGAAGAUAUUUUGAGUGGAAUUUAGUAGUGACUUUACAGUACUGACCGGUUGCCUAUUGCAUCAAUCUUCCUUCUAGCAACCAGCAUUCAUUACAGUUUUGAAACUGUAUCUCUUCUAGUGGCUUUUGCAUUUAGUAUUAAUCUCUGUUUAUGCAACAGGACAAAUGCAAUGGCAGAUCUGAUGUUCUGGGCUGGUGAGGAAAAAUCACCCUAAACCGUAGUUUUAGAACUACAUGGGGAAGAACAUAACAACCCAAAUCUUAAGAUAUCCUUGAGAUUGUUGAAUAAUCCCUGAUUGCCAUGUUUUAUUUUUUAUUAGGAAAAGAAAUAUAACUUAUUGUUGAUCAUGUAACAUGUUCUUCUGUAUAUAGCCUAGCCCAACAGCAUGACCUGCAUGUCAGAAUUCUUGUACAAUAAUGUAUUUAUCAAAUUAUACAUUUUUGAUGUUUAGAGAUGUACAUUGAUUUAGUUUUGGUAAAAUAUUGUCAAUAGAGAAAUAAUUACAAACAGCUUUUAGCAAAGGAAUUAAUAUAAUAUCUGGUGCUGCUGUUAUAUUAACUACAGUGUUGUACAGAAUUUAUCAUGGAUUUUUGACUGCUGAAAAAGGGACAAUGGAAUUUAGCCAUACCAAGGACUGUACUGGAAAGAGACUGCUGCUGCUGAAUGGGCCCUGAUAAACAACUCACACCUUAAGGAAGUCACUGAGACUUUACACUCGAAGUAGAGCUUGUUAAAGAAGAUUAAAGACUGCUCGUAAUUACUGCUGCCAGAGGAAGGGGUGACUAGUCACUGUUGUUGAGUCAGCUGUAAAUAAACUGUGUGUGCAUGGAAUAUCAGUUUUUAUCUAUAUCAAGGAAAGCUGAAUUUAAAUCAUCAUUGCUAAGGCUCCAUGCAAAGACCCACACCCCUAUGUGUAUUAUUCCUGGUUACUGCAGUAAGUUGUGCUGUGGAUCAUGCAAAGACACACUUAAUAAUAAUAGUGAUGUAAACUACAUCUGUCUUGACUCUGUCAUAAUAAUGCUAUAUUUUGCAAAGGUCACAAAUAUGAGCAGGGUAGGUUUGCAUAAGUCCUUGCUUUCUCAGUUUGCCAUCACCUAUAUUUGUAUGAAUUCUAGAGUACAUGCCAGGUCUUAAGUUUACUUUUCACUUCUUUGAUAACAGAAAUGUGACUGCAGACAAACAUCACUGACUUUGUCCACAGCACACAGUCUUCUUUCAUUGUUACCUCAAACUAUAAGUAUUAUAAGAAAUAAAAUUCUGGCAGCAAGUCUAUUUGUUUUUUUUUUUUUAAUUCAGUGUUGCAAAGCCAACAUCAAUAAGUAUAAAAGUUGUAUUAAAAUUAUAUCCUACAAAUGUAUAUUUUACAUAAAAGAGAUAUUCUUCGAUCAGUUACUUUUUGUGAUUUUUUGUGGUAAAUGAAUCUAGUCUAUUCUAUGUUUAUGAGCCAUUGUAGUGCUACGAUGUGGUAAUUAUGUUCUCUCCAUCCUAUUCAAUGGGAAAUUCUCCAGAAACUGUUUUGUCACCCUGAUGUCCCAAUUGUAGGGACCUGUCCCAGUUGUGAAACUCUGUAUUGUGGAACUUCUGUGAACAUGUCAAGGUGCAUGCACAAUCCUGGUGGAAACCAGUGGAAAUGUAAUACCUGAAUUGGAGAAUAAAAUGUAAAAGACCUGGGGUGGAACUUGGAACGUAUCUUCUGAAGUGGCU
Cuculus canorus (common cuckoo) is the source of this 5265-nucleotide messenger RNA. It is a transcript of the gene KCNC2, whose product is annotated as potassium voltage-gated channel subfamily C member 2. The transcript is spliced from 5 exons. Gene Ontology annotation, cellular component: neuronal cell body membrane; voltage-gated potassium channel complex; dendrite membrane. NCBI's taxonomy places the organism in Eukaryota, Metazoa, Chordata, Aves, Cuculiformes, Cuculidae. Gene Ontology annotation, molecular function: protein binding; delayed rectifier potassium channel activity. The record is from RefSeq and is a predicted model, not a curated record. Gene Ontology annotation, biological process: protein homooligomerization; potassium ion transmembrane transport. Bases 401 to 2275 code for a protein of 624 amino acids.